CGGGGAUCCCGCGGCGGGGGCGCCGCGGCCGAGCGGGGACACGUCAGUGCGGGGCCGGGAGCUGCCUUUGUUCCCGUCCCGCAGCCCCGCGGCUCCGGCUCCGCUGCCGCCCCGRCCGCAGGCUCCGGACGCGGGGAUCGGGACACGGAGCAUCCCCAGCAUGAGCCCCUCCGCUGCCCGCGCCGGGGGGACCGCCCCGGGCGCCGCGGCCGUGCCCAGGGGCUGAGAUUAUCGGCCGGCCCCGCCUCCGCCGGCCCUCCUUCCCUCAUUCCCUCCUUCCUCCUCCUCCUCCCGGGGCCUCCGAUGCCGCCGCCUCCCGCCCGCUGCUGAGCCGUGACGGGCGGGGGCCCUCGGGACCCCGCCGGGGACAUGGGCAACGGGAUGUGCUCCCGGAAACAGAAGCGGAUUUUCCAGACGCUGCUGCUGCUGACCGUGGUGUUCGGGUUCCUGUACGGGGCGAUGCUCUACUACGAGCUGCAGGGCCAGCUCAGGAAGGCUGAGGCCACGGCGCUCAAGUACCAGCAGCAUCAGGAGUCGCUCUCGGCUCAGUUACAAGUUGUGUAUGAGCACCGGUCAAGAUUAGAAAAGUCAUUACAAAAGGAAAGGCUGGAACAUAAGAAAGCAAAAGAAGAUUUUCUUGUUUAUAAACUAGAAGCACAGGAAACACUAAAUAAAGGAAGGCAAGACUCCAACAGCAGGUACAGCGCCCUGAGUGUGCAGCACCAGAUGCUGAAGAGUCAACACGAAGAACUGAAGAAACAGCACGCUGACCUUGAGGAAGAUCACCGAAAACAAGGAGAAGAGUUUAGCAGGACRUUCAGUGAUCACAAGGAGCGGUACCUACAGCURCAGCAGGAAAAGGAGCAGGAGAUCUCCAAGCUGAAGGAAUCCCUGUAUAACUUACGGGAGGAGAACAGGCAGUUGAGAAAAGCACACCAAGACAUUCACACCCAGCUCCAGGAUGUCAAGCAGCAGCAUAAGAACUUGCUGUCCCAGCACAACGAGCUUGUGGUGACAUUGGAAGACCACAAGAGUGCACUAGCUGCUGCUCAGACUCAGGUGGAGGAAUACAAACAGCUGAAGGACACGCUCAAAAAAAUCCCAAGUUUCCAACAGCCGGAGAAGUUGGAAGGAGGGAAUGAACAGCCCGAGGUGCGGGGCCCGUCCCCUCACAGCCACCUCCCGGAGCACCACGGAGCUGGGGCUGAGCAGCAGCAGGAGAAUGAGAAGCCAAGAGAGAGAGAAGAAAUAAAUACCCAGGAGCAGAACAGGGCUGAGCCUUUCCACGGGCAGGGAAAGGCUCCCGAGGGSCACAAUGCCAAGGAGCUGAACAUCCAGGAGCAGCAAGAAGCUGGAGAGGAUGAGGAACAACAGGCAGAUCAGAUUGAGGAAGAGCGCAAAAAGGAGCUUGAAGAGGAAGAAAUGGAGCAGGCAGGGCAGCCUGAGCACCUGGAGGAGGAGCAGGACCAAGGCCCAGAGGAGCAUGAAUGGAAAAAGCAGGAACAAAAGGAAGAAGAAACCAACAUGCUGGGUGAUCACCUGCAGCCAGAGGUAACACCAACAAAAGCUGUGCCAAUGAGACAGAAAGCAGCUUAUGAGCAGCAGCUGGAGCAGCAGCAUCUUGGAGCCCAGAGAGCAGAGGAGGCCAAGCAGCUCCGGCAGCAGCAGGAGUCCCUGCACCAGCAAAGGCUGCGAGGGCAGCUCCUGAGGCAGCAGCAGCUCCAGGACAGAGAGCUCCAGCUGCAGAGACAGGCAGAGCAAGGGGAAAAACUCUACAAAAACCACCUCAGCCAACAGGCUCAUUAUGAUAACAUGGACCAGGACAUUGUGCAAGGGGAGGAAGAGCAAGGCAUUCAGGAAGAGGAAGGAGCUUAUGAACACGACAACCAGCACCAGGAUGAAGGGGAAGAUGAUGAUCAGAAUAAUGCAAAUGARCAGCAAGAAGCACAACAUCAGGCAGAAAAUCAGCAGGCUGAUGAAKCAAAGGSAGCCAUGGAAGAUGUGAAUCCUGCUGAUGACCCCAACAAUCAGGGAGAAGAUGAAUUUGAAGAAGCUGAGCAAGAGAGGGAAGAAAACCUCCCCGAUGAAAAUGAAAAGCACAAGGAAACGGGUCAGAAACAAGGACAUCCAGGAAUGGAAGAGCACUUGGUGAUGGCAGGAAAUCCUGACCAGCAGGAGGAUAAUGUGGAUGAACAAUACCAGGAGGAGGGAGAAGAGGAGGUCCAGGAAGACCUGACUGAAGAGAAGAAGCGUGAGCUGGAGCACAAUGCUGAGGAGCCCUAUGGGGAAAACGAGGAAAAUGCAGAUGAUAAGAAUAACAGAGGGACCGACCAAGAGCAAGAAAUGCAAGAAGACAACAACCAKAAAGAAAUUCAUGAAGAAAAUUAYGAGGAGGAAGAGGAGGAGGAGGAGGAGGAAGGCAGAGCUGUUGCAGCAAAAACUCGCAGACGAGGGGAGAUGUAGUCCCCCUUCAUUUUUCUUUUUCCAGUACACAAAUUCCUG
This is a messenger RNA of Malurus melanocephalus (red-backed fairy wren), 2502 nucleotides long. It is a transcript of the gene GOLIM4, whose product is annotated as golgi integral membrane protein 4. The coding region runs from base 370 to 2463 and encodes 697 amino acids. The transcript has 16 exons. Lineage: Eukaryota; Metazoa; Chordata; Aves; Passeriformes; Maluridae. Gene Ontology annotation, cellular component: Golgi membrane; Golgi apparatus. The record is from RefSeq and is a predicted model, not a curated record.